AAGAUAAAAAGAAAAGUGGUGAAGAACAGGUUAAGAAUGAGUUUGCACUCAAUAAAAUAGUGGAGAAAAUUAAACUGAAUGAAAGUGGUGAAUGUGAGAUCAGUCUUUCAAUUCGAAUUCCAG
Entrophospora candida is the source of this 123-nucleotide messenger RNA. The record is from the annotation of a GenBank genome assembly. NCBI's taxonomy places the organism in Eukaryota, Fungi, Glomeromycota, Glomeromycetes, Entrophosporales, Entrophosporaceae.